GUGAGAACAAAGCAGCUGCACCCCAGCAGCACAGCUUGGGGAUUAUCCAUGUCUGUAUGGAGCUCUACUUCAAUAAGUGUACCUGCCGCCUAAGAUUUCACAGUAUAAAAUCACUUCAUUGAGCCAGUGCUUCGUGACAGUUCAAGAGGCUAAGAAGAAAACCUGGAGAUGAGACCUGAAGAAAGAUGGAGCCAGGCUGCCCCUGUGGCCUGUGAAGAAGCAGACUCGGUUUCAGGAAGGCCCACCACCGAUGUAGACGAAGAAGAUGGCAGUCCCCAAAUCUGCCGUGUCUGUGGGGACAAGGCCAAUGGCUACCACUUCAACGUCUUGACAUGUGAAGGUUGCAAGGGAUUCUUUAGGAGGGCCAUGAAACGCAACGUGCGCCUGAGGUGCCCGUUCCGCAAGGGCACCUGCGAGAUCACGCGCAAGACGCGGCGGCAGUGUCAGGCCUGUCGCCUGCGGAAGUGCCUGGAGAGCGGCAUGAAGAAGGAGAUGAUCAUGUCGGACGCUGCGGUGGAGCAGAGACGCGCCCUGAUCAAGAAGAAGAAGAAGGAACGUCUGGAGGCGCAGCCCCCCGGGGUGCAGGGCCUGACCCCCGAGCAGCGCAUGUUGAUCGCGGAGUUGAUGGACGCUCAGACGAAAACCUUCGACACCACCUUCUCCCACUUCAAGGAUUUCCGGCUACCAAAGGUGUUCAACAGUGAGUGUGAGACCCCAGAGCUCCUGCAGAGUCCACUGGGAGAGCCGUCUCUCAACUGGAGUGAGUUCAGGAAAGAGCUCUGUCCCAUGAAGAUUUCUCUGCAGCUGCGGGGGGAAGAUGGCAGUGUCUGGAACUACAACCCCCCGGCCUACAGGGAUGGCAAGGAGAUCAUCCCCAUGCUGCCCCACCUGGCUGACAUGUCAACCUACAUGUUCAAGGGUGUCAUCAACUUCGCCAAAGUCAUCUCGUACUUCAGGGACUUGCCUAUCGAGGACCAGAUCUCCCUGUUGAAGGGGGCCACCUUUGAAAUGUGCGUACUGAGGUUCAACACGUUGUUCAACACAGAGACGGGGACCUGGGAGUGUGGCCGGCUGGUCUACUGUUUUGAAGACCCUGAAGGUGGCUUCCAGAAACUUCUAGUGGAUCCUGCGAUAAAAUUCCACUACAUGCUGAAGAAGCUGCAGCUGCAUAAGGAGGAGUAUGUGCUGAUGCAAGCCAUCUCCCUCUUCUCCCCAGAUCGCCCUGGUGUAGUAGAGCGCAGGGCAGUGGACCAGCUACAGGAGAGAUUUGCCCUCACCCUGAAGGCCUACAUUGAGUGCAGUCGGCCACAGCCUGCCCACCGGUUCCUGUUCAUGAAGAUCAUGGCUGUACUCACAGAGCUACGGAGCCUCAAUGCUCAGCACACCCAGCAACUGCUGCGAAUCCAAGAUACCAACCACUUCUUCACCACCCCACUCAUUCAGGAGCUGAUCAGCAACACAGAUGACUGAGCAGCUGUCUCUGAGUGAGGCUUCUGUGGGACAGGCAGACCCGGAGCCCUCCGCCCGAGCUGCCACUUCCAGGGCUACACAGAUGGACACCGUGAUAGCUCACACUGCCUUGUGACCCCAGCUGGCAGGCAUUUCUCCAGAAGGGGACUCAGUUCAGC
Messenger RNA from Dipodomys ordii (Ord's kangaroo rat), 1628 nucleotides. It is a transcript of the gene Nr1i2, whose product is annotated as nuclear receptor subfamily 1, group I, member 2. Gene Ontology annotation, molecular function: nuclear receptor activity; RNA polymerase II cis-regulatory region sequence-specific DNA binding; zinc ion binding. Gene Ontology annotation, biological process: positive regulation of transcription by RNA polymerase II; negative regulation of transcription by RNA polymerase II; cell differentiation. NCBI's taxonomy places the organism in Eukaryota, Metazoa, Chordata, Mammalia, Rodentia, Heteromyidae. Bases 169 to 1470 code for a protein of 433 amino acids. The transcript is spliced from 10 exons. The record is from RefSeq and is a predicted model, not a curated record.